GUUGGGUCCGCGUCUCCCGGAAGCUGUAGCGAACCCCGUGCCGCUGCAGUGUUGCGCUUUCCUGUUUACGGGCGGGAAGAGCGAACUGGAAGCGACUCUGUUUAAACCCACAGCACGUUUGUGUGUUUGUUUGUUUGUUUUAUUUCUCCCCUAGUGCUUCUGGUUUGCAGGUUUUAAUGAUACACGUGGUGUAAGCGGGGGAACUAUUAGGGUGGAACACAUGGAGGAUCCUCCUGCAGACUGCGGCGCUGGUGCUGGUGGUGGUGAUGGAGCAGCAGUGGUGGUGGUGGGCCCCACGGUGCAGGUGGCGGAUAUCUGCUGGCCGAGCGGGGCUCUCCCUCUCCGGCUCCUGGAGUGGAAAGUGAAGCCGGGGACUCUGGUGAACCUGGACUCCGUGCUGGCUCUCUGCGCGCCCAUCGCCCCGCAGGAGAAGGCGGCAGAGGCGGCCAGGCUGCCGGAGAGGAAAGUCAAGUCAGACCGCGCUGGAGUCAUCAAGGAGCUAUGCUGCCAGCUCGGGCAGGUCAUACCUCCAGGGGGUGUCAUCGUCCGAAUAGAGGAAUGCAGCCAUCCAGUAGUAAUGAAGGGUUUAUGUGCUGAAUGUGGCCAGGACCUGACUCAGCUGCAGAACACGAAUGGGAACCAGCAAACUCCCAUCUCCACAGCAACCGUCUCCAUGGUGCACAGUGUCCCCGAGCUGAUGGUCAGCUCCGAGCAAGCAGAACAGCUGGGCAGAGAAGACCAGCAGAGACUCCACCGGAACAAGAAGCUGGUCCUGAUGGUGGAUCUGGACCAGACGCUGAUCCACACCACUGAACAGCACUGCCAGCGUAUGUCCAAUAAGGGUAUUUUCCACUUCCAGCUCGGCCGAGGAGAUCCGAUGCUCCACACACGACUGCGGCCGCACUGCAAGGCAUUCCUGGAAAAAAUCGCCAAACUCUAUGAGUUGCACGUCUUCACGUUCGGGAGCCGCCUGUAUGCACACACCAUUGCUGGCUUUCUGGAUCCUGAAAAGAAGCUUUUCUCUCAUCGGAUCCUUUCCAGAGAUGAAUGCAUCGACCCUUUCUCCAAGACGGGGAAUCUGAGGAAUCUUUUCCCGUGUGGCGACUCCAUGGUCUCCAUAAUCGACGACCGAGAGGACGUGUGGAAGUUUGCACCCAACCUCAUCACUGUGAAGAAAUACAUCUACUUCCAGGGCACGGGGGACAUCAACGCUCCGCCUGGAUCACGGGAAGCUCAGAUGGCAAAGAAAGCAGCAGGCCCGUCAAGUCGACCAGCAGACAGCACCGAACCAGCGGGGACAACGAACGCCGAUGAGCUAAACAACGGCCCCAGGAAAAGAACGAAAGACCAGAGCAUUUCUGGAAAGGAAGAAUCCACAACAUCUCCGUCUUCUCAGGGAGUACCAGCAAACGAACGGACACACCCGACAGGGGUCGUGGAGGAUGAAUCGGGACGAGGUAAAGGUUCAGAGGCCGAGGCGGAGUCUGUGACGGCGUCGAAGGAAACUCAGGUGGGCGACGGAACAAAUGUUAAGGAAGACGAAAGCAACAGGACACUGGUGACACGAGAGGCGCAGGAAAGUGCAAACUCCUCGGCACCGAGCCAGGAGUCCAAUAACUUGGACUUUGAUCUUUCUAGUGACAGUGACAAUGACUCCAUGACGGAAAAGCCUCCCUCAUCAGAGAGCGAGAGCGAAGCCAAGUCGGGCCAGGCAAAGAAACCCGAGCAGGAAGGAGUCACACCUGUCGAUGGGGAAGGAGAUAGUAAAGUCCGCAGUGAAGGGGAAACCAGCUCUGACCCAGCAGAUCCGUCUGGAGUUCUUCUCCCAGACCCCGAGCUGGGAAACGGCUGCUCAGACCGGAGAGAGCCGGAGACCGAGUCGCAGAAUAGCGAACAGUCCGGGGUCACCAUGGGGGAGGAGCUGCUGGACCAGAGCAUGGAGGAUGAGGAGGACGAAGAUGAAGUCGAUAUCGACCAGGACGAUCACCUGAUCUACCUGGAGGAAGUGCUGGAGAGGAUCCACGCGGAGUACUACGCACGGUACGAGGCCUACCUAAAGAAGGAGGCGUCCGAAAUGCCCGACAUCCGCAAGAUUGUCCCGGAGCUGAAAGGCAAGACACUGGAGGGCACGACGAUAGUGUUCAGCGGGCUGUACCCGACCAACUACCCCAUGGAGAGGACCCGCGAGUUCUACCACGCCAAAGCACUGGGGGCCAAGAUUGGCAAGAACCUGGUUUUUAACUCCCAAGAUGCCUGUCGGACAACGCAUCUGAUCGCAGCAAGAGCCGGCACCGAGAAGGUUCGUCAAGCACAAGGCUGCAAACACCUCCAUGUUGUCAACCCCGACUGGCUGUGGAGCUGUCUGGAGCGCUGGGAGAGGGUGGAGGAGCAGCUGUACCCGCUGAAGGAGGACUACACCAAGAUGCCGAGGAGCAACAGUCCAGCAGCAUUCCCAGACAUGCAGGGUUCCCUGCAGAAACAUAUUUUCCACCCAGCCCCCAUCCACCUCAGACCUCAGCCUCCAGCCCCGGAGGUUCGAACCUACGACCCCGUCACGGGGAAGCUCAUCCGCAGGGGCCCUCAGGUGCCCCGGACGCCAUCCUACCUCCAGGCAUCGGGGUCUUUGUCGCUCUCUGACCACGGAGAGCAGUCUUGUCUCAGGGGAAGUUCAACGAGCCAGCAAGAUGACGCGGCGGCGGGUUCCAGCCAAGACAACGAGCAGCCGGGACCGUCCCGUCGGGAACGCCAGCCGAGCAUGUCGGAAACGAUGCCGCUGUACACGCUCUGCAAGGAGGACCUCGAGAGCAUGGACAAAGAGGUGGACGACAUGUUGGGUGAGGAGAGCGACAACGAGAGUGAGGGCCGAGGGAAGGAGAAGCCGGGUAAUGAGGAGGUGGAGGAUGAAGGGGAGCAGCGUCGGCAUCAGCAGCAGCAGCAGCAGUCAGGAGCUGGACAGACAUCAGCAGGAGGAGGAGAGCUCGGUCCUCAGGCGAUGAGCGUGGAGGAGAGGAUCCAGACUCCAUGCAGUGAGGACAAGGUGACAAGGGGCCACAAACGUAAGCAUGAUGAAGCUAAGGAGGAAGAGGACGACCGCAAGGAGGAGGAGGAGGAGGCGGCGGAGGAAUCUGCUGACGAGUCUUCUAAAGACUCCAACGAGGAAGAAGGAGGAAGCAGCUCGGAGGCCGACGAGAUGGCUGCAGCCUUGGAUUUGGAGCUCAAUGACUUUAUGUGACGUGGAAAAGGAAAAGGACUCAUUCACAGGAAAGGGACAACGAAAACAUCUCCCCUGGUCUCCCCUACAUGUGGUACCUAAAAAAAUCCUAUUUUUCUGCUUUGGAAUCGGUGUGUAUGAGCCAUGAAUGAGUGCUGUAAUAAAAAAAUGAAUGUCCUGUACAGAAAUGACGCGUUGCUGUGUAAAUAAAAGGCUUCGAUUUUUUUUUUUGUAGAAUUGGUGUAUGGCCUUUUUGGCAUAAAACAUUUUUGAUGUUCAACAUUUUAUUGUAAGAUAAACUAUAGGAGGCAUAAAAUUUGAUACUUUUCUUUGUUUUACUUUUUUCUAUCUCAAUUUUUAUAUUGAUGAGAAAAAAUGAUAAAUGAAAUUAUACAAUGCUCGUACAUGCCAAAGAGUUUGAAAUAGGUUUGCCAAGAGGCGUGCAGCUAAAUAUUUUACUCUAGACUUCCAGUUUUACUUUUUUUUUUUUUUUUUUUUUUUUUUUUUGGGCCUCCACAACAGUUUGUGAAGGUCAUAAAUGCAACCAGCAGAGCUAGACGUUUGAAUGUGUUUUCCUGAAUCAUCUCUUCCUCCUCAACGUGUUUGUACAUUUGAUAACAUUGUGGUGAGGUAAGAUUCUCUGUCAACGUGAACUGAAUCCAACUAAACUCCAUUUUCAUGUGUUUUAUAAGUGUUGGCUCACCUUUCCCACCUCUACUAUAGUUGUCGUACAGUUGAGAAGGACAGUCUCUCUCAUUAAGCCUCUGUUUGUUCACACUGGAGCUUAAACCUUGUGAAGCCUCGUGACCACUAAGGGUAAGUUAGCCCAAAUUACAAAACACAUUUCUCUCACUUCCCUUUGGUGUUAUCUAAUAAUCAAAUAGUCUUAUUUUAAGGUAUACAUACCUGAGAUUUCUGACGAUGGUACGGAGCCACCAGGAGGUUCAAAUGCUAGAAAAACAAAAUGUCAAUAUGGAACUUAAUCUAAAAUAAGCAAACGGAUGAUUUAUUUUUGAGAUAAAGCUUGAGAGAUGUGACUUUUUCAAGAUUUUUUUAGAGAGAAAAUAUGUUUGGGUUAUUUGUCUGAGCAAACCCUUUAAACCUGCACGAGGCAAGAUGCUAAUACAGUGUAUAAGCUUUCUAAAAUGAUCCCAAAAGACAAUUCUUUUCUCCAAAUUUCAAUUUUUUGACUUUUUUUUUGUCUGUCCAAAGCAAGAUAACCUCAAAGUAACUAUCAGCGAGCAGAGAGUGGCGUCCCUUUUUGGUUUGAACCGGCCUGGUUGGUAAAUAUAACCAGGCCGCGUGCACUUUACUUUAACAUCACACAUUGAAGGAUUUCUAUAAAAAGCUUCCAUCUCACUGCCAUUUGAACCUCCGUAUACCAAGGUUGCUCACGUUCACCGUUAAUGUUGAUGGCAUCUAUAAAAGCUUCCAAACAGGGAGAGAUCUUUCUGACAUGAGAGCAGAUGUCUGGUUGAAUCUCUGCCUGACAAAUGAUUUACCCAUCAGCUUCACCUCAUACAACCCCAAAAACACAUCAACAUUAUCCUUUUACAGUGACAGUCAUCCCUUUUUUCUGUUUUGUUUGUGUUUGUGGUGUUGGAGUUUAAAUCAAACAACUGACUUGUAUAGUAUUUGUAAAGUCUAUUUCCUACUUGACCCUGAGAGAAAAAGAUACUUUCAUCAAAUAAAAAUGUU
Messenger RNA from Anoplopoma fimbria (sablefish), 4909 nucleotides. RefSeq names its product CTD (carboxy-terminal domain, RNA polymerase II, polypeptide A) phosphatase, subunit 1 (gene ctdp1). Gene Ontology annotation, molecular function: RNA polymerase II CTD heptapeptide repeat phosphatase activity. Lineage: Eukaryota; Metazoa; Chordata; Actinopteri; Perciformes; Anoplopomatidae. The record is from RefSeq and is a predicted model, not a curated record. Gene Ontology annotation, cellular component: nucleus. The transcript has 13 exons. Bases 221 to 3232 code for a protein of 1003 amino acids.